CUUUCUUGUCCUAACCUUAACCAGACUUACAGCGUUACUCCAUUUUUGAAACGUCGCAAGCUAACCUCCGGGGGCGACCGCUGCUAUCCAAUUCAUAUACCAACACAGCCUUUACACACACUACCGCUAACGCCCCACGCUCUACAAGCUCUCUCCUCGCGCAAACCAGCAUUCCCAGACUACGCAAAAUCUAUUAAACAGUAGACAGAUAAUUGCAAUAACUGCAGCGGAGUAGAAAUAGCUCCCCCACAGACACUGAGCGUUACCUCAAAUAAUAGCAGCCAGCGAAGGACAUCAAAGCUGAGUUAUCAACAGCAGCGGUCUUAGAGCCUAAGCAAGAAGACAAGUCCUUAGUAUUAAUCGAAAAACAUGUCUAAUGCAAGUAUCUUUGUAGACUAUCUCUACAAGCCUCUGCUAGAUGUAGAGCAUAAACUUAAGCACAUAUUUAGCGUAGUAAUGCUAGAAGAUAUUAGGAAGGCAUCUUUUAGCCACAAUCGAUAUGCUGCACCAGCUAUAGACAACAAAAUCAGAGAGCUUACAGAGAAGUAUUGUUACAAAUCAAGGCAGAUGGCUAAGGACUGUGCUAGUGAAGGUCAGUGGAAGAGCUGUUUGCUUUCCAGCCUCGUAGAGCCAAUUCAAGAGUUGUAGCCAGAGAUUGUAAAGCUAAGUGCAUCAGAGAAGCGUAGGCCCACCAGUUUUGCUCCAGUGACGUGGCUAAUCAGAUUAUAACAUGGAUCUCUGAGCUUAGGCCGGCCCCUCCCUCCUUUAAAGACAUACUUGGUCUCCCGCCUGCUAUACCUAGUCCUUACAAAACUCAUUUAUCGAUAACUGCACCUCCACCUCCUCCACUACCUAAUCCCGUCCUUCCACAGACGCCGGUUCUUAGCCCACCAUCCAAUGCUCCCAGCGAUUGCACUACUGACGAUCUGAAUCGUGUUUCCAUACCCAAACCAGACAUAGCUAUCAGCCUCUCCUAUACAUCUUUUUUAAAGCUCCAAGGCAAGAUACUAUAGGACCUCCAAGACAAUGGGCGUGUCUUCAGCGAGCCGCACCAGUCAGCAAUUAGCCUACAUUUUCCUUUUCUAGUUGUAGAAGCGAAGGGCCUAGCGGCUGGGUCAAAUAUGAUAGGGGCACAAAACUAAGCUGCUGUUAACGGCGCCUGUGCUCUUAACAUUCUUUGCGGUCUGAAGCUGGCCGCAGCUACUUCUACGCAUCAAGCUCUCAGAAGCCAAACCAAAUUGAGGGAAAUCCUCUUUUUAGUUGUGACAGAAGGCCCUAUUCAC
Molecule: messenger RNA, 1283 nt
Organism: Periconia digitata
Lineage: Eukaryota; Fungi; Ascomycota; Dothideomycetes; Pleosporales; Periconiaceae
Source: the annotation of a GenBank genome assembly